CCAGGAAAUUCCAGGCAUUCGUGACAAAACUGCACAAAACGGGCUGGAUGCACUCAAGCGCUUUAUGAUCAGACAAAUCAAAUUCUUUGCCUCUCAUGAUCUUCAGAUGGCUCUUGAAACAAACAUGCCAAAGACAAAUCUCACAAGACCGAAGCUCUAUCGACAAGAAUUGGAGGACUUUCCUGAAACCCUGAAGAUUGUGAAAGAAAAGCUGCAACCUAUCAGAGAAGCAUUUAAAGAAAGACAGCAAAAGUAUGCAGAUGCCACAAAUGCUGAAUUAAAAGAGGCACACAGAAUUGACAACAUUUUACAAGCCAUCGAAAGGCAACUGGAUAGAAGAAAUUCAC
This is a messenger RNA of Cuscuta epithymum, 347 nucleotides long. The record is from the annotation of a GenBank genome assembly. NCBI's taxonomy places the organism in Eukaryota, Viridiplantae, Streptophyta, Magnoliopsida, Solanales, Convolvulaceae.